CAUCAGCAUCCGGAACAGGACGGAGUAGUGGCACGUCCAGCCACUCUGGACAAACCCUGGAGCAACACAUGUCAAACAUGCAGGGGAAAGUGUGGAGACAUAUUGGAGGAAUGCUCCUGCCAUGCAACCUGUGCGUCUUUGCUGAACUGCUGUGCAGACUACAACCAGUCCUGUAUCCUGGUGACGCCUCACUCCAGCUCCAUGCUAGGUGGAAGAGCUCUCAGGAUCCUCAGUUUGGUCCUUCAUCCUAAUGGGCGACUUCUCUGCAGGUUUAAAGGUGAGAUUGUACGAGAGGGGUUUAUUGAUGCUGAAGGCCACGCCCACUGUAUCUCUCCUUUAUUGUAUGAGACGGGUUGGAUACCAUUUGAUGUCUCGACCGACGGAAUCAAUUUUGACAGAUCUGGAGAGUACUUGUCAGUCCACCCCAGUAAAGCAGACCCUGCUUUCGAAGUCGCCCUCGUGAAUGCAACACAGUGGCAGUACUAUGGAACACCAAACACAGCGGGCCGACUCAAGAUGACGUGGAACAGCUCUUUGAUUGGAGCAGAUAAGGUCAACAUAGAGCUGUGGGGUUACAGAGAGUUCAACGGGAGCACAGAGGCGGGGAUGAAGGGAUCAUCCUCUCUGCGGGCAGAGCUGAGCUACCUGUACUCUCUGGGCAGGGAUCUGGUCAACACUGGUGCCUUCAGCUUCAUCCCCGAGAGCUCAAAGGACUACUCUGACUGGGAGUUGGGGAAUAUACGCAUUGCUGCCAGUUCUAAGUCAGAUGGAGCAAGGGAUGUACAGGGACUCUGGAGUGGAGGUCAUGUCUUAGCCUGGCACUUGGAGCAGGCUUUCAGAGACGACUCUGCUGCCUGGGCCAAGAACAAGUGUUUGCAAUGGGACAUCAUGGAGAAAAAACUGCCCAACUUCCUCAAUGAGCUCAUUGACUGUCCUUGCACUCUGGCACAGGCCCGAGCAGACACAGGCAGGUUUCAUACUGACUACAGUUGUGACAUUGAGAGCGGCAGUGUGUGCGCUUAUCACCCAGGUAGUGUCCACUGCGUCGGAGCAAUUCAAGCCAGUCCUACGCUUGGAUCAGGACAGAAGUGCUGCUACGACAGCACUGGUGCCCUGGUGCUGACGGGAGACUCGACAGGUGGCAGCACCCCAGACAGGGCUCACGAUUGGGGCUCCCCUCCAUACAGGGAACCACCGCGGGUGCCAGGGUACUCCCACUGGCUUUAUGAUGUCAUGAGUUUCUACUACUGCUGCCUUUGGUCUGACCACUGCCACAUCUACCUCAGCCAGCGGCCUUCCAGCGGAUGUCGCAACUACCAGCCCCCAACAGCUGGUGUUGUCUUUGGGGAUCCACAUUUCAUAACGUUCGACGGCCUGAGCUACACUUUCAAUGGCAAAGGAGAGUACUACCUUGUGUCUUCGCCAGACAGAGAGCUGAGUGUUCAGGCCAGAACAGAACGGCUGAAACUCAAGAACGGCACCUUGGCCAGAGCCACAAGGCUGUCGUCAGUGGCUAUGAGGGAGAAGACCUCUGAUGUCAUCGAGGUGCGUCUAGCAGAGGAUCGCCUUCAGGUGCUGAGGAACCAAAAGGUCCUGCCUCUCACCGAGCAGAGAUGGAUGGACCUACACAGAGCGUUUGUGUUCGUCCCCAGUCCUCAGAAUGUGACAGUAAUGUUCCUCUCCGGUGUUGGCGUGGAGGUGCGUGUGCAUGAAGGAGUCAUGGCGGUGACUGUCCUGCUGCCAUCGGAGUUCGCCAACCACACCCGGGGUCUCCUUGGUCGGAUGAACUCUGACCCAUCAGAUGACAUGUUGACUCAACAGGGAGAGGUCAUCUCCACAGCUGACGCCACGCCGGAGCAGAUCUUCACCUUUGGAGCUGGCUGGAAUAUUUCAAAGACGUCUUCCCUUUUCACAUACGACUCAAAGUACCUUUUGGAUACUUACGGUUUCCCACCAAGCCACGACGCUGCCUUUGUUCCUGCCUUUUCUCUACCACCUGAGACACCUGAUGACCCUCUGGUGGCAGACAUGUUGACGACGUGCCGAGGAGAUGGGGCACAGUUCUGUAAAUUUGAUACCUUGACCACUCGGAGCCUGGCGGUGGGAAACGCCACACUCAGGGCCUACCAAAACCUCCAGGCCCUAAUGGAAGCCCUUCAGCCAGUGGUUUCUUGUGGUUGGCUUCCCACACCCAGCAAUGGGAAGAAGAAUGGGACAAAUUACCUAAAGGGGGACGCUCUGAGCUUCUCCUGCAGUGACGGCUACAUACUGUACGGUUCAACACAGCGCACCUGUCUGGUUGAUGGGACCUGGACAGGAGAGCAACCCUACUGUAUAACAGACGAUAAAGUGGGGUUUGUACUCGGCGCUGUUGGUUCCCUCUCAGCACUGGUCACGAUGGGAGUAAUGAUCAAACUGCACAACAGGAAACAAGACAGAGACAGAAAAGAGAAACGAGACCAGAUGGUGACCCAAGAACAGACUUGCUAAACCAUAGAAGUCCUUGUGGAUUACAGAUCACACCACUACACAGUGAAACCUUCAACUCCGUGGCAACAAAUAUGUUUAGCUGAGCAUUUGGAAAUCAUAUGCAGCCGUGUUGUUCGUUUGGAUGCUGGUCCUCUCUUGACCUGUUGACCUUAUCAGGAAAACCUCAGGCGCUAGUUAGGCUUUCAGCAUGUUGUUUGGCCUCAUGUUUUUCCUCUUGUUUAGUUUGGAAAACCUCCAGGUUGUGGUAAAUGGUGCAUGGGGUGAGGAUUGAGGGCAUUGAAGUAAAGGAAAAAUGUCACAGUUGUUUUUAUAUUCCUGUUUUGCAUGACUGAGCGUCCGAUCUUCGCUAGAGAGAGAAUUGUGUAAAUACUACGUAGAGAUAUCAUCAUUACAAUCAACACUCCCUUCUCCUGUUGAGUUUAAAAUAGGACCAGAUGUGUUCAUAUUCAUGUCAGUUGUGAAGCAAACCUGAUCAUUCUCUGGUUGAAAGACUUUGAACUCAUAUGCAGCCUUUGUGUGCGUUCACAGCCUUCAGUCAAACGAAGGGUUUUGCUGAGUGACUGAGUCAGAAAAAUCCGCAAAUGUUACAGAAAGGUCACGUCUCUGCACUCUAACUACUUCGUUUUCUCCACGCUAUUACAUAUCUGUAUUUGAAAACAACGACUGAAUGAAACAUCUUUAAAUAUUUUCAAUAAAAAUGAACAA
Molecule: messenger RNA, 3195 nt
Organism: Seriola dumerili (greater amberjack)
Lineage: Eukaryota; Metazoa; Chordata; Actinopteri; Carangiformes; Carangidae
Gene: susd2
Product: sushi domain-containing protein 2-like
Exons: 14
Coding region: 202-2490 (762 amino acids)
Source: RefSeq, a predicted model, not a curated record